Molecule: messenger RNA, 1160 nt
Organism: Trifolium pratense (red clover)
Lineage: Eukaryota; Viridiplantae; Streptophyta; Magnoliopsida; Fabales; Fabaceae
Product: plastid-lipid-associated protein 6, chloroplastic
Exons: 4
Coding region: 158-991 (277 amino acids)
Source: RefSeq, a predicted model, not a curated record
AGAACACUCUUUGUCUUCUUGUUUUGUCACACACAACACAACACAACACAACACAAAAUCUCGUUCACACAUACCAUAAUCAUUUUUCUCAAUAAAUAAUCACUUCCAAUUUCUACACUUUCCAAUACCCUUUUGAUAAUCACUUCUACUCCCUUUCAUGGCUUCUCUCCUUAAUCUCGUUCAUCACCCUGCCUCAACUUCUCUCUCUCACUCUUUACCAUCUUCUUCUUCUUCUUCUUCUUCUUGUUUCUUUCCACGCAACAACAUCAAUGUUUUUACUCCAAAGGGUAAUAAACAUAUCAAGCCAUCAUCCCUUAUUGUCAAAGCUGCUGAAACUGAUGAAUCUAUAACUAUUCCAAUUCCUUCAAACCCAUUUGAUACUAUCCCCAACUUGAAGCUCAAUCUUCUGAGUGCUGUUUCUGGGCUAAAUAGAGGUCUUGCUGCCAAUGAAGAAGACCUACAAAAGGCAGAUGCUGCGGCUAAGGAACUUGAAUCUGCUGGAGGAUUAGUGGACCUCUCGGAAGACCUUGAUAAAUUGCAAGGAAGAUGGAAACUGAUAUAUAGCAGUGCGUUCUCAUCUCGUACUCUAGGUGGGAGCCGUCCCGGACCUCCCAUUGGAAGGCUCCUUCCUAUAACUCUCGGACAGGUUUAUCAACGAAUUGACAUCUUAAGCAAAGAUUUUGAUAAUAUAGUGGAUCUUCAGUUGGGUACUCCGUGGCCUGUACCGCCUGUUGAAGUAACAGCCACAUUAGCUCACAAAUUUGAACUCGUAGGUUCUUCAAAGAUCAAGAUAGUAUUUGAUAAAACCACAGUGAAGGCAACUGGGAAUCUUUCACAGUUGCCACCGCUAGAGGUACCUCGAAUUCCAGAUGCAUUAAGGCCACCAACUAAUAAUACAGGAACUGGUGAUUUUGAAAUUACAUAUCUUGACUCGGAUACCCGCGUCACCAGAGGAGAUAGAGGCGAGCUAAGGGUCUUUGUGAUUUCAUAAGUUCCCGGUGUAUGAACUAUGUUUUUUAUGAUAGUGUAUUGUCUUGCUAUACGAUUUUCGAUAUUGUAACAUUGAUAUAACCAAUCCACACUAUGCAGCUCCAAGGGAACAUGAUACUUUUUGUUUACGUGUAACAUAUUAAUCUUAAAGGAAUAUUUGUUUAUAGAUA